Musca domestica (house fly) is the source of this 1556-nucleotide messenger RNA. RefSeq names its product ORM1-like protein (gene ORMDL). NCBI's taxonomy places the organism in Eukaryota, Metazoa, Arthropoda, Insecta, Diptera, Muscidae. The record is from RefSeq and is a predicted model, not a curated record. The transcript has 4 exons. Gene Ontology annotation, biological process: negative regulation of ceramide biosynthetic process; intracellular sphingolipid homeostasis; ceramide metabolic process. Gene Ontology annotation, cellular component: endoplasmic reticulum membrane. The coding region runs from base 409 to 873 and encodes 154 amino acids.
CAAGUCUAAAACCCAAAAUAGUUCAUUGCAAUAUUGCAUUAACCUGUCGUCGUGCCAUAAGUGAUAUUGUUCCGGAAUUAAAAAAAAAAUAAUAUUCAGGAAUGCAGUAUAAAGAGCGAAAAAACACAACCAAUAUGCGUCUCUGGGACAACAUCCAUUGAAUUUUGGAAACAUCGGUUCAGAUCUUGUCACAAAGCUAUAAUUUUCUCCUACAUCCCUACCGCUUAUCAACUCCAUAAUUAUUAAACAGCUCUUCAAGCUGCAAGCAGACAAUGAUUUUUAAGCAUCUAUCCGAUGCAUUUGUUUAAGCAAAGAAAAAACUCAAAACAAAGCCCCUAAAUCAACGAGAAAUAGAUAUUUGUUAUUUACGUACCAUCUUCUUGACGCGAAAGCAAUUCAGCACAAAAAAUGACUGUUAUUGCUGGUGGACAUGGUGAGCCAAAUCCUAAUGCUUCCUGGCUGGGUGCCCGGGGAAUGUGGUUGGCCUAUAUUUUGGGUGUUUUAUCGGCCCAUUUGAUAUUACUCUCAAUACCGUUUAUCUCAAUUCCAUUGGCUUGGACCAUAACCAAUUUAUUGCACAAUGCGGCCCAUUUAUAUUUCCUGCAUAUUAUCAAGGGUGCCCCCUGGUUCUCCAUUGAAAAUGAUUCUCGGGGUCGUUUGACCCACUGGGAACAAAUCGAUGAUGGUGAACAGUUUACCACAACCAGGAAAUUUUUAACAGCCAUGCCCAUUUUGUUAUUCCUUUUGACCUGUCUGUAUACUCGCAAUGACACGGAUCAUUUCAUUGCCAAUUUUAUUUCAUUGGUUGUGGUUACAUUGCCCAAACUUCCGCAAUUCCAUGGCGUGCGUUUAUUCAAUAUCAAUAAAUAUUAAACAGCUUUUUGGGACCUCUGCAGAGUAUCUAUUUUAUAGUAGUCAAUAUUUCUUCUUGAUACCGAGAUUAUGUAAUUUUCACUAGUUAAAUUUCGCAAAAGAAAAAGUGAUCCUAACAAAAAAAUUUUAAAUUAUGAAUCUAAAUAGUUUCAAACUAGUUAUGAUAUAUUUAAAGACAACUUAUUGGGAGUUUUAACAAAGAAUAUUUCAGUGAAGAAAGAAACUAGGCUUUUAAAGAGCAAGAUACUGAUUUUGUUUCUUUCUUGAAUUAGGGAUUUCUUCAUGAAAUUUUCUUUAUCUAACUCCCAAGUUAUAUUUCUCGCUAUAUUACAGUUAAUAUUACAAGCUAACCAGCUUAAAAAGGUUUAUUCCAUAUUUAAAUAUUGUUUUUUUUUUUUUUCAUUUUUAUUAUCUCACACAUAAUAUUUACGACUCUUUGUUUACGAGUUUAUCUUAACAAACCAUUUAGCCAGCUAAUCUCCUUUCCUUUCAGAUUAAUAGCAGUUUUUUGUUUUGUUCAGUUCAUUUGGAACUGAUAAUAAUGACGAUAAAGUAACUGACAGAAAGAGAAUAACUUAAUAUUUUUUAUUUCGUCCCAUAUUAAAUCAUGCCUAUGUAAUUAAUACCUAUUAUUAGUAACUCAAAGUUAUAAAAUGUAAAUAUAUGGUAAAAAGAUGAUAAAA